UCCUCCAUUUUAAAGCCGUGCAAGAAAAGGACUUCCUUUCGCAGUUAAAAUAUUGGUCUUGUCUUGACUUCCAGACGAUGCCAAUGAUAAAUGAGCUCUUCGCCAUUCCAAUCUCCAAAGCUUUCGAUCACCAGCGAUGCCGAUCUCCACAGUGCCCUCGAUCAGCUCCGACUCUCGAGCGACUGCUGCAACCUCUACGAGGGGAUCGUCAAGUACUGCGGCAAAAGCAAGAAUCUCUCGGCUGGAAGACGCGCGCACUCUCUUCUCCAACAAAGCUCGCUUCGAUCGGACAGAUACCUCGCUAAUCUCCUCGUGGAAAUGUAUGGGAAGUGUGGGAAGCUGGACGAGGCUCGGCGGGUUUUUGACACCAUCGCGGUGCCGAAUGUUUUCUCAUGGACUCUCCUGCUCGUUGUAUAUGCCCAUAACGGGCAUUUGCGUAAAUCUCGACAGAUUUUUGAAGCGAUGCCGGAAAAGGAUGUUGCUGCCUGGAACGCGAUGAUGAACCUCUAUGUUGAGAACCAGGACUUUGAUUCUGCUAAAGAAAUCUUUGAUCGAAUGAAAGCCAGAGAUGUGUUCUCGUGGACUGCAAUGAUCACUGCAUACUCGCACAGUGGGGAUUUGGAGAGCGCAAAAGCUUGUUUCGAUCGAAUGAAGCGUCGUAACUCCGUUACAUGGAAUGCUAUGUUAGCUGCGUACAUACGAAAUGGCCAUACGGUAGAAGCCGAGUCUUUCUUCCGAAAGAUUCCGCGUCCUGAUGCUGUUUCGUGGAACUCAAUCAUAUCCGCAGUUGCCAAAUGCGGGGAUUUGCGGCGAGCAAGACAACUUUUCGAUCAGUCACCGGAGAAAAACGUCGUAACUUACAACACUAUGAUCACCAGCUUUGUUCAGACCAAUCGUGUCGAUCUUGCAAAGAAUUUCUUCGAUCGGAUGGAAGAGAAAGACUCGGUUUCGUGGAACGCGAUGAUAACCGGGUAUGCCCAAAGCGGCCAUCUCGACAAAGCCCGAGAGAUGUUUGAUCGAAUGCCCGAUAGAGAUAGAGAUCCGGCGUCCUGGAACUCGAUGAUAAGCGGAUACGCUCUUGAAGGACGCCUCGAGGAUGCGAAGUUCCUGUUUGAUUCCAUGGACGGGAAGAGAAACUUGGUGUCCUGGAACGCUCUCAUCGCUGGCUACGGGCAGAAUGGCUAUGGAAAAGAAGCCAUCAAUCUCUUCAAGAAAAUGGUGGUGGAGUUUCGAUCGGAGCUUCCAAACAAGGUGACUUGCAUCAGUGUUUUGGAUGCCUGCGCGAGCAGCCUCUCGCUGAGCGAUGGCCGAGCUAUGCACGCCAGGAUCUUCCUUUACGGCGUCCAGUCCGAGACAGUGGUGGGAAACUCGCUCAUCAACAUGUAUGGGAAGUGUGGCUUGCUGGAUCAAGCCGCGAGAAUUCUCAUCACGAUGCCUCACGCCAAUUCAAUCUCCUGGAACACCUUGAUCGGAUCGUAUGCUCAGCUCGGCCGCGCGGCGAUCGCAAUCCAGCUCCUCCCGCUCAUGAUCUGCGAUGGAUUCCAGCCCUGCCAGGUGACUUUCUCGGGAGUUCUCUCGGCUUGCGGCCAUGGAGGGCUGUGGAGCAGAGCGCGCGAGUUCUUCGUGUCGAUGGUGGGCGAUUUUGGGGUAGAACCCAUCGCCGGGCACUACGCGUGUGUGAUCGAUCUUCUGGGCCGCUCCGGGCUGCUGAUCGAGGCUCAGGAUUUGCUCCAAUCCACGCCGCAGGACGAGAUCUCGUGCAUGUCGAUCGUGGGCGCGUCGAGGCUGCACGGCAAUUGCGGGAUUGGAUCGCAAGCGGCGCUGCGCGCGUCGCAAAUCGAUCCACAGAGUUCCGCGCCCUACGUGUUCUUAAGCUCUUUUUAAACUGGGUGGAAUAUGCUCCAUCAACGGUGGAUGUCGCGAGGGCGCCAUGUUAGGGCACGCCCGUUCGCGAGCAAGAACUCGAGCGAUCGGAGCUGCUGAUGGGCGAUCGCAAUUCUAGCUGGGAUUAGCUCGCCGUGACGAUCGAUCGGUAGAACACACUCAGAAAAUUGGAUUUGGCGCAAUGGGGCGCCGGAAAUCAAAUGUGAUCCUGCGAGCUCUGUCGUGCUUGAAGCACCAGGCUGGGAGCAGCGUUCGCUCGCUAUCCAAAUUGCUAGGAUGCCGGGCGCCGCGGGGCAGCAUCAAGAAGCUCGCCAGGAAGAAGAGGAUUUCUAGGGGCAAUUCGGUGGGAUUCAAGCUCGCAUCCAGAUCGAUAAGCAGUAGCAAGCACUUGGAAUCGAAGAGGAAGAAGAAGAAGAAGAAGAACGAUCACCACCGCAGAAGAAAGCGAUCGAGGAAGAGCGAGCAGCAUGAUCACAAGCUCAAGCGGCGAAGGAGGCGACGACGAAGAAGACGAAGAAAACAAAAGGGAAGAGGCUCGCGCGGGAAAUGGGGAUUGCUGUGACAUAGAUUUUCCCUUCUAUAAGUUCUCUCCUUUUGUCCCCUUUGGUGCCCAGCUAUGGCGGCCAUUUUGACCAAACAAUGGCGUUUAUUUA
Messenger RNA from Selaginella moellendorffii, 2537 nucleotides. RefSeq names its product pentatricopeptide repeat-containing protein At4g02750. NCBI's taxonomy places the organism in Eukaryota, Viridiplantae, Streptophyta, Lycopodiopsida, Selaginellales, Selaginellaceae. The transcript has a single exon. Gene Ontology annotation, molecular function: protein binding. The coding region runs from base 91 to 1884 and encodes 597 amino acids. The record is from RefSeq and is a predicted model, not a curated record.